GCACAAUCCCGGUCUGUGCACUAUUCACUCCUCAAACGUGGGUCCAGUCUGAGAGAAAUACACCUUACCUCUACAUCUCCUCAAAGGACACAACAAAUACACCAAAAAUGGAGAAGAAAAGCGAGUUAAAUGGCCAUGCGCUGCCGGAGUCCCCAUCCACCGAACCGAUUUUGGAAAAGGCUUCGUGGAGGCAAAGACUGGGGGAGUUUUUGCGCAAGAACCUGCUCGUGAUUUUGACCGUUUCUGGGGUGCUCGUGGGCGUCGGGCUGGGCAUGGGGGUGCGUACUAUGGCCCUAACCAAAGCGCAGAUGACUUACUUCGCGUUCCCGGGUGAGAUGUUGCUGCGUAUGUUGAAGAUGAUCAUUCUGCCGCUCGUGGUGUGCAGCCUCGUGUCCGGUGCCGCCAGCCUGGACACGCGCUCGCUGGGGAAGCUGGGGGGUAUCGCCGUGGGGUACUUCCUCGUGACCACGCUGAUCGCUUCUAGUAUCGGGGUCACGCUCGCCUUCAUCAUCAAACCCGGAGUGGGCGCGGGGGCUCUGAACACCAACCAUCUGGCUCUGGAGAGCGUCAGCAGCGACAAGGAGACGGCCGACUCAUUCUUGGACUUGGCCAGAAACCUUUUCCCAUCCAAUUUGGUGGCUGCUGCUUUUCGCUCGUACGCUACGGACUACAAGAUGGUGGCCAUUGGGAACAUGACCAAUGGAACAAAAAUCUACCAGAAGGUUCCAUAUGGCACAGAGUCUGAUGGCAUGAACAUCCUGGGCCUGGUGCUAUUUGCGAUGGUGUUCGGUGUUGCUCUGAGGAAACUGGGCGAGGAGGGGGAGGAGCUUAUCCGCUUCUUCAACGCCUUCAACGAAGCCACUAUGGUCCUGGUCUCCUGGAUCAUGUGGUACAUCCCAUUCGGCAUCAUGUUCCUGGUGGGCAGUAAGAUUGUGGAGAUGGAGGAUGUGGUUUUGUUGGUGGCCAGUUUGGGGAAGUACAUCUUUGCCUCGAUCCUGGGACACAUAAUUCACGGAGGUAUCGUGCUCCCACUCAUCUACUUUGGAUUCACUCGGAAAAACCCCUUCAGUUUUCUGUCCGGGCUCAUCACACCAUUCACUACCGCCUUCGCCACCUGCUCCAGCUCGGCGACCCUGCCCUCCAUGAUCAAGUGCGUGGAGGAGAAUAACGGAGUGGACAAACGCAUCAGUCGCUUCAUUCUGCCCAUCGGCGCCACAGUCAACAUGGACGGAGCUGCCAUCUUCCAGUGCGUCGCCGCAGUGUUCAUCGCUCAGCUCAACAACCACCCUCUCAACGCCGGACAGAUAUUUACUAUUCUAGUGACAGCCACAGCCUCCAGUGUGGGGGCUGCUGGGAUCCCUGCAGGAGGAAUCAUCACCAUCGCCAUCAUCCUGGAGGCAAUCGGGCUGCCCACCAACGACCUGUCGCUCAUGCUUGCUGUGGACUGGAUUGUUGACCGCACGACCACAGUAGUGAAUGUAGAGGGCGAUGCUCUGGGAGCUGGGAUCCUGCACCACAUAAAUGAGCAGGAGCAGAAGAAGCUGAAGCACCUGGAGGACCAGAGGCACCCGGACCAUGCAUGGGACCAGCAGCACGCAGAAGAGCUGUGUGAGGUGCGCGUGGAGGCUGUGGCAAACACACAGGCCCAAGAGGAGACGUCUCCCCUUGUCACCCACCAAAACUUGAGCCAAGAGGGGGCGCCAGAGGCCAUUGAGUCCGUGCUCUGAACACUGUUUACAAAGAUAGGUCCAGGUGUGUCGAAUCUCUAUUUGAGAUGUUAAGGUUUGUCGUUCACUGGCGUAUUCUGUCAAUUCAUGUCACCAAUGGAAAAAAAAUGACAUUUUAAGGAAACAUUUUUUUGGGACUCCCUAUAAGCUUGGCAUUUUGUCUGGAGGUGGGACGUAACAUUCUAUUGCAACUGUGGCAACCCACUUUCAAACAAUGUUUUCCUAUUAACUCGAGUGGCUAAACCUUUUUUGACAUGAGAAAGCAAAUUUAGACCUAAAACUACCAAAAACACAUCCAACUUUUGUUUGACUUUCCUUUGUUUCAUCAGGAUGGCUUCAUUUUACUCCAGUGCUGUAUUGUGUCUACUUAUUAUGAAAUUAACUCACUUUACCAUAGAAAAUACAGCACGCAGCAGUUGGCUAGCUUUGACUGACAUGGGACACUAAGCCCCACACCCGGACAAAAUGCAGAGAAUUUCGGGAGCCCCAUUUUUUUAGGGAUGGGACAAGAUCUUGUGCAAUAACAGCAAAUCAUAUCUAUAACCAAUAUUUUGAGAACAAAUGUGAACUGAAACACAAAAUGUAUUCAUCAUAAAUUAUUUCAAAAUCUAAUCCUAAUCUCGUGUCUCAUCUGGUCUCGUACGAAUCGUUUCUUGUUCCAUCCCUAAAUUUUCAAGUUUCAGACAUAUCCAGGGUGGUGCAGCAGUUAACUCUCGCCUCACAACAGAAACGUCCUGGGUUUGACUCCUGGGCAGUGUAGUUUCUGUUUGGAGCUGCACCCUGUGUCUCUUUACGUUUCCUCCGGUGUUCUGGUUUCCCCUCCCACUAAAAAUAUGUACGAAUUAUAUUAAAAAAAGUAGCUCCACAGCAAACCAGUGGCAUGGAGAGUUAUUAC
Periophthalmus magnuspinnatus is the source of this 2622-nucleotide messenger RNA. RefSeq names its product solute carrier family 1 member 4 (gene slc1a4). The transcript has 8 exons. Gene Ontology annotation, molecular function: L-alanine transmembrane transporter activity; symporter activity; L-threonine transmembrane transporter activity. Gene Ontology annotation, biological process: L-serine transport; L-glutamate transmembrane transport. The record is from RefSeq and is a predicted model, not a curated record. The coding region runs from base 108 to 1727 and encodes 539 amino acids. NCBI's taxonomy places the organism in Eukaryota, Metazoa, Chordata, Actinopteri, Gobiiformes, Gobiidae. Gene Ontology annotation, cellular component: plasma membrane.